Microtus oregoni (creeping vole) is the source of this 8996-nucleotide messenger RNA. RefSeq names its product zinc finger protein 106 (gene Znf106). The transcript has 22 exons. Gene Ontology annotation, molecular function: SH3 domain binding; RNA binding. Lineage: Eukaryota; Metazoa; Chordata; Mammalia; Rodentia; Cricetidae. Gene Ontology annotation, cellular component: membrane; cytosol. The record is from RefSeq and is a predicted model, not a curated record. The coding region runs from base 167 to 5824 and encodes 1885 amino acids.
GCGGCGGCGGCGGCGUCAGUGCCCGGCGGGGAGCGGGUCCCAGGCCGCCGCCGGACCGGAGGCUAAGGGGGCCUCUGGGAGCUCCCUCGCCGGGCCCUCGGUAGCCUGAUGGCGUAGGAAGGACGGGCUGUGAGUGUUGACAUUGAGUGUUUCAGAUCUGGUCACUAUGGUCCGAGAACGAAAAUGCAUCUUGUGCCACAUUGUGUAUGGCUCAAAAAAGGAGAUGGACGAACACAUGCGGAGCAUGUUGCAUCACAGGGAGCUUGAGAACCUGAAGGGCAGGGACAUUAGUCAUGAGUGCCGAGUGUGCGGGGUCACAGAAGUGGGUCUCUCUGCAUAUGCAAAGCACAUUUCUGGCCAGUUGCACAAAGAUAAUGUUGAUGCCCAGGAAAGAGAAGAUGAUGGAAAGGAAGAGGAAGAAGAAGAUUAUUUUGACAAGGAACUUGUUCAGUUAAUAAAAGAAAGAAAAGAACAAAGUCGACAAAAUGAGCCUUCCAGUAACAGCCAAGAAAGAAACUCAGAUGACAGGCAACCCCAGUGGAGACGAGAAGACCGAGCCCCUUACCAAGACAGAGAGAGCUAUGGCCAGCCAGCGAGGCAUCACCGUGGACCUCCGCAGCGGGACUGGAAAUGGGAAAAGGACAGCUUUAAUACCACCAGAAAAAGCAGCUUUCCGCAUUUGAGGAAUAGCGGUGGGCCAAGAGGAGGUUCUGGGUGGCAUAAAGGUGCUGCAAGGGGCUCAUCAGCGUGGUUCCAUAAUCACAGCAACUCUGGAGGUUGGCAUUCAAACAAUGGGGUGGUGGAUUGGAACUAUAAUGGUACAGGAAGGAAUUCCAGUUGGCAUUCUGAAGGAACAGGUGGCUUUUCCAGCUGGCACAUGAACAACAGUAACGGAAACUGGAAAUCCAGUGUGCGUGGUACAAAUAGUUGGAAUUACAAUGGCACUGGAGACAAAUUUCAACAAGGCAGAAACAGAAAUUCUAACUAUCAAAUGGAAGACAUGACCAAGAUGUGGAACAAAAAACCUAAUAAGCCAAGUAAGUACAAUCAGGAGAGAUACAAAUGGCAGUGGCAGGACAGUGACAAAGCUGGCAAAUACAGAGGUCCUGCCGAGGGGUUUGCCAGUGACCAGUUCCCUUCGGAAGGCUUACUCGAGUUCAAUUUUGAGCAACGGGAAAGUCAGACCACUAAACAGACAGACACAGCAGCCUCAAAAAUUAAUGGAAAGAACGGCAACACAGCAAGGGAGAAGUUCCGCCGCUGGGCACCUUAUCCUUCCCAGAAGACUCCAAAUUUACAGUCGGCCCUCAGAGAAGCCACUGGCAACAAGUCAGAAGUGGUAGAUAAACCUCUCUUUAAUUUUAGCUUAAUAACUGCAGGAAUGCAAGAACCCGUUGAUAAAACGAUGCUAAAAACACAAAAGGAAGUGCGUCCUGGAUCUCCCAGUCACAAAGCCGGUCCUGAUGGCACUGCUUUCUGUGAGGCGGCGAGAGCUUGCCCCAUUACUGAACAGUCUGAACCACAUCGGAAGUCAAAUAAGAGUCCAUUGUUGAAAUCCCCUCUCCUUUCACUUCCAACUCCUAAACCAGGCCCUCAUAAACAUAGUUUAAAGAACCGCUCAAAAAACAAUGAAACAAAAUCCUUUUCUCCUGGAGAUCGUUCAUAUCUCUUGAACAAAUCCACUGUAGAAGGUAGCCAUGGUUCUUUCUACUCACCCAAGUCACAUGACUUAUGCCCUCGUGUUUUAAAGGGGAGUAAAACCGUGUCAGGCUCUGAAAAGGAACCUGACCAGAAGUUAAAUGACACAUCGCAGAAAGCUCAAGAGGCACUCCAGUGUUCCAAAACACCGCGGAAGCCGCUCCUUAGCACGCCCAAAAGGCCUGAGAACCGAGUAAAAGAAAGUAGGAGUGUAGAAGAGUCAGCAGAAGACUCUGUAAAUGUUGAGUGUCAGGUGCGCUUGGCUGAAAUUGAUGGUGCCACAUCUGAUCCAGAAAAGCACAGCGUAAAAAGUGGAGCAGUAGAUCUGGCAGCUACAGAGGCCGCAUCCUGUAGUGCUCACACUGCGGGUGAGGAGCGAGGGAGCCAGGUCCUGGGCACAUCUGGGACCCUUUCCACCUCCCCACACCAUCCCACAGUUCACCAGAAAGAGGCCGAGUUAGAGGUAGCAGAAGCAGCCAGUUCACACUCUAGCUUACUGCUAGACUUGAAGACCUCUCUAGAAGGUGUACAGGAUAACAACCUUGUUAAAUCUGAUGGACCUUUUGAAACAGAGAGCUUCGAGGGUGCUAGCUUGGACACAGAGCUUCAGAAAAGUGAUAUCAGUAAUCAGCCCCCAGGCACACUCCUGCCAGAUCUAAGUAAACUUGGUUUUCCUGCCUCGCUCCAGAGAGAUCUAACCCGACACAUUAGUUUGAAGAGCAAAACUGGAACACAUCUUCCAGAGCCAAACCUCAAUAGUGCUCGACGGAUUCGGAAUAUUAGCGGCCACCGAAAGAAUGAAACAGAGAAGGAGUCUGGGCUUAAGCCAACCCUACGACAGAUUCUAAAUGCGUCAAGGAGAAAUGUCAACUGGGAACAGGUCAUUCAACAAGUAACCAAGAAAAAGCAAGAGCUGGGCAAAGGUUUACCCAGGUUUGGCAUAGAAAUGGUACCUUUGGUUCAAAAUGAACAGGAAGUCUUGGAUUUAGAUGAAGAGCCUGAUCUGUCCAGACUUGAAGGAUUCCAGUGGGAAGGUGUUUCCAUUUCCACAUCCUCCGGCUUGGCAAGAAAACGAAGCCUUUCUGAAAGCAGCGUGAUCGUGGACAGGGCUCCUGGAUAUACCUUCUUUAGUGAGGAAGGUACCGGCAAAGAAAAUGAACCCCAGCAGGUUGCUUCACCUAGUAACACAUUGAGUGCUGCCCCGAGUCAAAAGGCAGCCAUGUAUCUUGAUCAGGAAGUGGCACCUCUGACUCCCUCUGUCAGAACAGGUGAAAGGGUUGGAAACAUUCCUACCCAAAGGCGACAUAGUGCACAGUUACCAUCUGAUCCCAUGAUGCCUUUCAUGCAUUCAGCCAGAGAGCUGCACAGCCAGGAGAGGUCUACACCAUCGUUGGAGCACUGUGCCCAGGAGAGCAGUGGAGAGGGAAACUCACUGUCAUCAAAUGCAUCUUCAGUUCAUGCAAUCUCCAGCCUAGCAGAUGCAGCCACUGACAGUAGCUGUACCUCAGGUGCUGAGCAGAACGAUGGGCACAGUGUUAGAAAGAAGCGAAGAGCCACCGGGGAUGGAUCUUCCCCUGAACUACCAAGUCUUGAGAGAAAAAAUAAAAGGAGGAAAAUUAAAGGAAAGAAAGAACGUUCUCAGGUUGACCAGCUACUGAAUAUCUCCUUAAGAGAGGAAGAACUGAACAAGUCGCUGCAGUGCAUGGAUAACAACCUCCUGCAGGCGCGGGCUGCUCUACAGACAGCUUAUGUGGAAGUUCAGAGGUUGCUCAUGCUCAAGCAGCAGAUAACUAUGGAGAUGAACGCACUGAGGACUCACAGAAUACAGAUUCUACAAGGAUUACAAGAAACGUAUGAGCCCUCUGAGCACGCAGAACAGGCUCCCCACAGCUUCACAGCACGAGAACAAAGGAACAGUCAAUCUCAGACCUCUCUUGAGACCCCACUGCUGCCUACUCCCCUUUUCCCAGGGUUUCUGGAGCCGCCUCCUUCCCAUGUGUCUCUACCAUCCACUGGAACCCCUCUCCAAUUAACCACGUCUGCUUUCCAAGUCCAUGGUACUCUCCCUGACUCAUCAGUUCAGAUUAAACAAGAGCCCAUGUCUCCUGAACAAGAGGGGAGUAUGAAUGCUGUGCCCCAAGGCCCUGCUUCCAGUGUGUCCAAGGAAUUACUGCAGACUAAUAGAGUGGUCAGUGACAGCUUCCCAGUUUACCCAGCCACCCCUGCAGCAUUAACUUCAGAGUCCACAGAAAGCUGCCUGGAGGCUAACCGAGAUAAGAAUUCUCCUGUGGGGCAAGUAAAUUCCAGAAGCAGAGAAAACUCCCUCUCCUCCCAGUCUCCUGAGCAUCCUGGCGUAAACAAAGGUGAAGAGUCUGCCAAAGGCAGCAGCGGAUCUGAAGCCUGUAGCAGUUCUUUUCUGAGGCAGUCUUUCACUCCCGAAACCCCUGUGGAGAAGGAGACUCACUCUCCAGCUGAGCAGCAGGCUGAAUCCACACUGGCAUCAGCAGAAACUAGAGGGAGCAAGAAGAAGAAGAAACUCCGGAAGAAGAAGACGCUAAGGGCCACCCAUGUUCCCGAGAACAGUGACACUGAACAGGAUGUGUUCACUGCUAAGCCUGCAAGAAAGACAAAGGCUGGAAAGGUAGCUAAAGGGGGGAAAGUGACGACCUCCACCUGGGGAGACAGCAGACCUGGGCGGGAGCAAGAACCUCUUGGAGCGGAGCCCGACAGUGAGUCCUCCCUGGAAGUCCUGGAAGUCCCUAAUCCUCAGUUAGAGGUAGUUGCCAUCGAUUCUUCUGAAUCUGGAGAAGAGAAACCAGACAGCCCAUCAAAAAAAGACAGCUGGAGCUCUGCAGAGCAAAACCCAGUAGAAGCUUCUCGUUGUGGUUGUGAUGAAGUUAGCUCUACCAGUGAGCUUGGCACCCGCUACAAGGAUGGCGUUCCUGUCAGUGUGGCAGAAACUCAGACAGUGAUCUCCUCCAUAAAAGCAUCCAAGAACUCUUCAGAAAUAUCUUCAGAGCCAGGAGAUGAUGAUGAGCCAACAGAAGGGAGCUUUGAGGGACACCAAGCUGCAGUGAAUGCAAUUCAGAUAUUUGGAAACUUGCUGUACACAUGCUCAGCAGACGCAAGUGUCCGAGUCUAUAAUUUGGUGAGUCGGAAGUGUAUUGGUGUCUUCGAGGGCCACAUUUCCAAAGUGAACUGCCUGCUUGUCACUCACACCUCUGGGAAGAAUUCUGUCCUGUACACUGGUUCCAGUGACCACACCAUUCGCUGCUAUGAUGUCAAGACCCGAGAAUGUACAGAACAGUUAAAGCUGGAAGACCGGGUUCUCUGCCUUCAUAAUAGAUGGAAAAUCCUCUAUGCUGGGCUGGCAAAUGGCACUGUGGUCACUUUCAACAUAAAGAACAACAAGCAACAGGAGAUCUUCGAAUGCCAUGGCCCUCGGGCAGUGAGCUGUCUCGCCACAGCUCAGGAAGGUGCCCGCAAACUGCUGGUCGUAGGAUCUUAUGACUGUACCAUUAGUGUCCGUGAUGCACGGAACGGGCUCCUGCUCAGAACCCUGGAGGGCCACAGCAAGACUGUUCUUUGCAUGAAGGUGGUGAAUGACCUUGUGUUCAGCGGCUCCAGUGACCAGUCAGUCCAUGCUCACAACAUCCAUACUGGUGAGCUUGUGCGCAUCUAUAAAGGUCACAAUCAUGCAGUGACCGUGGUGAAUAUCCUGGGGAAGGUGAUGGUAACUGCCUGCCUGGACAAGUUUGUCCGAGUCUACGAAUUACAGUCCCAUGAUCGACUGCAAGUUUAUGGAGGACACAAAGACAUGAUUAUGUGUAUGACCAUCCAUAAAAGUGUGAUUUACACUGGUUGUUAUGAUGGAAGCAUCCAGGCUGUGCGACUGAAUCUGAUGCAGAAUUACCGCUGCUGGUGGCAUGGCUGUACUCUGAUAUUUGGUGUUGUGGAUCACUUAAAACAACACUUGCUCACUGACCACACCAAUCCGAACUUUCAGACGCUGAAGUGUCGCUGGAAGAACUGUGAUGCUUUUUUCACAGCUAGGAAAGGAUCCAAGCAGGAUGUUGCAGGACAUAUUGAACGACAUGCUGAAGAUGACAGCAAGAUGGAUUCGUGAAGUUUUUUGCCUCCCAUGUUGGGAAGUCAUUUGUAAAUUGUUUUCACAUUGGCCCUCCCACAGGCCGCUCUGUCCUCCAAUGAAGCUGGGAAGGAGAAAGUAGCUCACAGCCAGACCUACCACUAGCAAAGUCUGGGCAGUCUGUGGGAAGAUAGGUUACAUACAAUUCAAGUCUGUGCUGGAGCGUUUAAGGGUGAUGUUUAAGCAGAUUUUAAGAAACCAGGUUCUUCUGGGAGAGAUGACAGUGAUUUAUGCUAGUAGAUUAUAGUUGUUUAUUAAAGAAUCAGAUUUUAAUUGUUACCCAGUUUGACCCUAAUCAUACACAUAUUUUAUUGAUUCCAUUUUUCAUUUCUGCUUUAUGUUCGUAUGAAGGCUUAUGAUAGGUUGUUCAGGAUCAGUUUUAACUCCUUCUUUUGAGAUAACUGGGUAUUUAAAAUUGAAGCAAUCAUUUUCUUUUUUGAUAAUUAUGUACAGUGUUUCACUAGUGAGUGCUCUGUAGAUGGACAGAGCUGGCUGUAGGAACAAAACAUGGAGAGUCCCGAGAAACAGCCUUUCUAGUGUUUUAAACCACUCCAGGGUGCUCAGUGUGGCGCCCCUUCACUGCUGCAGUCACUGCCGCUCGAACUGAAGUCUACCUUCAUUCCCUUUCCAGCAUCUGGCUCUCAGAGUCCACAGAGCCUGGACGCCUUGUGGGUUGCUCUGUGGCCAGCUCCUAUCUCUGACUACCUUGCUGUGCCUAAAGCAAUGGCACAGGGGGCUCAUGGGUGCUUUCACCCCUCCUGCAGCUCCCUAGAUAGGGGAGCUGGGGAAAGCAUCUAGAUUCAGGGAUGUGACUUCUGGAGCAGUGUCUGCCUCACAUCUGUGCCACUCAAGACACUGGAGCAGUGAAGGAAAGGCAACCAUUGGGAGCACCCAUGUCACGUGCCUUAGCAGGAUCGCUUUGGGCUUGGAUUGUCUCGAGACUUGUGUGUAAAACUAAACAAGUGUUACUUUCUAAUCUUUCGUUUCUGGAUUCUCAAAACUCGGGUUCUUCAGAGGGAGAGGACCCUCAUACCACACUUCCUAGCUUCAGGAUGCAAUGCUUUCUGGUACUAGGAUUGCAGAUUCUGUUUUUGUACCUGGCCUGAUCAAACCUCCCCAUACCAUAGGCUCUAGGGCAGGGCAACUCCACCAGGGAUUGAUGGAUGGGCUGCAAGCCAGUCUGAAUCCUCUGAAAUUGCAUGGAAGACUAAGUAUGUCUUUUUUCCCCCUUGGAAUGGUUCCAGUAGUUCUUAGUGGAUCCAGAAAAUGUUAAGAAUGAAUCUAGCGGCUGAUGAUAACUCAUGAGUGACUAUUGUUUGGGAAAACUUUUGUUGACCACAUGGCUGCCGCUGAGAUCUUACUGACAAAGCAUAAUUAUGCCAUUUCUGUGUAAGAUCAAAAACCUUCCCCACCUCUCACCUCCACUCCCUGUAAGGGGGACCAGAGGACACACACUUCUGUGAGUCUGGGAAGUGAUUACUUAGGAAAGCUCAUGUGGGUUUAUUGCUAAACCUGCAUCAUUCUCUGGACUACAGCAUCUCCCGGGUUUCCACGUAGGCAGGCAGCGUGCUAAGGAAGCACAGGUUCCUGUUCACCCAGGGGAGUGCAGGAAGGGAUGAGGGUGGCGCUGGUGCGCAGCAGGGAAGAAGAGUGGCAGGUGUUGACCAGCGGUGGGGACGCUGGAGGGCUUAAGGGCAUGCUGUUGGGCAGGAUCAGGAGGAACUGUGGUCAGAGUUUCCCUUGGUGGCAUUGUGUGCAUGUGUUUGCUCGCUCGUGUGCGUGUGUGCGCUCACACGCUUGCACCUGCACUGCCGUGUCCUCAUUUCACAAGGGUCUCUUUGAAGCAGUGGAUUGAGAACUGUUCUCCGGGUUGAGACAGAAGUGCGACUCCUGCGUAAGUUGUUCACUAAAUCUAUCAUUCACAUCAGCCCCCGGUUCCCUAAAGGGGGUAGCUCGGGUCUGCUGAUUUGAUGAAGGAAGUGACUAAUAGCCUGCCAAACCCAAGACAUUUCUUAGGAGUACUUGCAGGUCAUUUUUAAUGUUUUUAAUCUUUUAUGCCUAGUCCAGCAGCUCAAAGCAAAGAAAAUCUUAAAAAAUCCUUUUGUGUUUACAGUGACGGUUCUAAUAAAAUACCAAACACUUUGAUUUUUUUUUUUAAGUUUUCACUUAGGUUCAAAACACAUAUUGACUUAUUUUGCUCAACUAUAAACAAUGCAAAUUUAAAAAGGGCAAGACAUGUCAUUCUGACAUUACUUAAGUUUGAGAAGUUGUUAUUCAGCAUUACACUUGUUACUUUUGUGAGGCAAAUGUUUUACUCAGGAGAGUUAGUAGUUGAGGAUUUGAAUUCAUGAAUUACACAGAACCAAGCCAAUACUUUUUGUGAUUGAAGUGACUCUUGCCAACCAAGGUUUGGUUUUUGUUCUCUUUUGUUUCUGGUAGAUUUAUCUAUGGGACAAUUUCAGUGUGUGGGCAUGUGGCCGAGUUGUUGGGUGUGGGUGCACACUUACAGGAGUGACAGUAUUAUCUCAUGGAAGAUAAUUCAUUGGGAAGGAAAUUGAGGUAUAUCGUGAAGUAGAGUUUGAACAACACUGGUCUUGUGGUUUGGUUAAAUAGCUGCGAUUUGCUUAUACUUACAUAGCAAAUUUGUUCCUGUUGCUUCAAGGAGAACUCUAGGAUUAACUUAUUAAGGCUGUACUUGCUGUUCUUGUAGUGGUUUCAUCCCUGUCCUGUCAUUGAGAGCCUUGGGUUUGAGGGAGGUGGCCCAGUAGGGAAGAAGGGGAGAAGCUGUGGUGGGGGUGGGGUCCCACACUUCCAGAUGCAGAUGUGUGUAAGAUUAACCUACUGCUCACCACACAGCAACCUUCUCUUCACCUCCAGCCCAAGGACAAGGCCCAGAAGUAGCCCAGUGCUGGCAGAGGGUAGAAAGGAAAGGCCGUGGGGAGAGCAAUGCCCAGAACUGCCCAGCAACUUGGUUUCUUAUUGUAUUCCAACAUUAAAUAUGGAUUAGAAGAAAUGUCAGGUGACGUUUGACUGCAAAGAUAUUUCUAAACAGCCUUCUUACGUUUUGGUAUAAAAGCUGUGAACUUCAUAACUUUGUAAGUGAGAUAUAAAGCAAAUACAAGAAGAAAAUAAAGUACUUUUACUAAGUGUU